This is a messenger RNA of Melitaea cinxia (Glanville fritillary), 5242 nucleotides long. RefSeq lists its product as uncharacterized. The transcript is spliced from 7 exons. Gene Ontology annotation, biological process: axonemal central apparatus assembly; epithelial cilium movement involved in extracellular fluid movement. Bases 5 to 5200 code for a protein of 1731 amino acids. Gene Ontology annotation, cellular component: axonemal central apparatus. Lineage: Eukaryota; Metazoa; Arthropoda; Insecta; Lepidoptera; Nymphalidae. The record is from RefSeq and is a predicted model, not a curated record.
UCUAAUGGGACCUAAGAAAGGUAAAGACGUUACAGACGAUGAACAUUACUGGAAAAGAAUUAUUGAAGAAACACCUUUAAACGAUGAAACAUGGACUGUACAGGUGAUUUUAAUAGAGGCAGCUGGUAGUGAGCAAGAUCAUAUUUAUUUAAAUAAGUUUGAAAAUUAUGCCGCUGAAGAAAGAAGAUUUGUAAUAAAAAAUAUUUGUAAAACGGAAACAAUUUUUAUGAUUAAUCAACUCGGUGGAGAAAAGAAAGUGAAAGAUGACAAACUUCGAGUAUUUGAAGAAGGGCAGUCCUUUUUAAAAGAAAAAAAAGAUGUUCCACCAGAAGUAAUGGCUCUUGUCAUUAAACAUCUCAUUCUUAAAAUGAAGGAAGAAUAUCUCUUUAUUGAGCGACAGAGAUUAGAAGUACGAGAAGGAAUGAAAAAAGAAUCAUCUACGAUGAUCGGUAGAGCAGAAGUUAGAGGGACAAUAAAUGUUAAAACAUGGGAGCCACAAGAGCCGCCUGUUCAGACUAUUUCUAAGAAAAAAGCUGAACAAACCAAAGAUACGAAUCCGAUAGAAAUAGAUGAAAAUAAAAAAUAUAGUACAGUUCUUAGGAUGAGAGGUGAGGAGUGGAGAGAUAAAACAUACAUCGAUGAUUACCCACUAGAUGGUCCAAAUCUGUAUGUUGCUGUUACAGGAUUCUUACAACCUACUUUGGCAGACUGUCUUAUAAAAAUUGGCAUUCCACUUACAGCUGUAGUUCAAGUUCGUAUAGAUUUAACAUCCACUACCAUACCAUCAAGUUUAUUGAGAGCUUCAAAAAGAGGACAAAGUCAAACGAAUGUCCUAGCAGAAAAAUCUCUCAAAUUCUGGGAAGAUUUGCAACAGAUACGUAUAAACAAAAACUCAACAGAUUAUUUUAAAAAUACUGCGUUUAUUUUAUUUACACCACCAUAUUGGAAUUUCGAUAAAUUAUCUGGUUCUACCGAAAUUAUAUAUAACGAAUUAUGCUACUUAAUGUACGAUAUUCAAGAUUUAACUAGACAACAUUUGCAUUAUUUAGAUAACAUGGACAUAAUUACUAUUCCUGAAGAAAAUACUCUGGAUGAAUGUUAUUUAACUUUUUAUCAAAGUCAAAUAAAUGAGAUACCUUUAGAAUCUGUUAAUAUUUAUCUCAUCCUUGAUGCUAUGCUUCAAACAGUUUGUAAAGAUAAAAGUAGUAAUGCAUCUACUUCUUCUAAAAAUGAUAAAUGUUCUGUUACUCGCCAAAAUAAGAGCGAAGACAACUUUUUUUUUCAAUCUGAAAAACUUGUUAAAGACUUAAUAGGUCGAUUUUGUAAAUCUGACUCACAAGAAAAAAAAUACAAAGUGAUAUACGGAGAGGAAAAACAGGAUCUGCAAAAAACGGUUGUCAUAAACUAUGGCGAUUUUAUUAAAAACAGCUCUUUUCAUUUAGGCAAUAUUAACUUAUCGUUAGACAAUUUAUUAUAUUCUAUGUUACACGGCAUGCCUGUAAAUAAUUUGUGGCUACAUAGAGACAAACCUACUGAAGAGAUGAAUAUUAGAAAUAAUUAUCAUAUUAACUUGAUUUUAUCUUGCUUUGAUAGAGAAGACGUGGAAACUGCUGAGUUAAAUAGAUUAAUACAUAUUUUGGCGUGUCGUAAAUUAUACAAUAACAGGAGUUCAUUGAAAAAAACUCAUUUAUUACCAUCCACCGUAACUGAAUUUAAAAAAACGUAUUUGAAGCGUAGUAUUUUUGCUGAACCUCUAACUAAAUAUUCUUUUCAUAAUUUUCAUGCUUCCAAUUCAUCUUCUUUGCAUUAUUUGUCAGAAAGCCAAGAGGAAGCUUAUGAGACAGUCAGCGAUGUAGAUUCUGCAUUUUUAAUAGAAAAGCUUUUUAGCUGCCCUGACAUCAGUGAGUUAGUAUCAGUGACAGAAAUAUCGAAUCAAUUCCCAACUAACCAUAUGAUUGACAACUACGAAUUUUUUCAAGAUUUUAGAGGUUCAAGUGCCUUUCAAGUUACUCUCGAUGCGUUUAAUAAAUACAAUUGUCUUGAUUAUAAGUAUUGCGAAGUAACUGAUUGUUAUAUUGCUAUGUUUUAUAACAGUCAUGACAAAAAAGGAAUAUCUAGAGAUGAAUGGCGCUGUCAUCUCCCAACGCCAUUAUGCUUAACAGAUUUUUUUGAUUUUGUAUUAGAAGAACAAUACGAUUGGAUAAAAAAUGAAGAAAAAAUUUAUGAUGAAAACAUGCUUUUUAGUUCCCUAUCAGAGAGUAAAAACACUAAAAAUUCAUGCCCUGUAAACUCUUGCGUGGAAAAUAAUGAAGUCGGGUUCGAACUACUCAUGGAGGGUUCUUUAAAGUAUGAGGAAAUCGAAAAUGUUGAUUUAAUCGAUUUUGAAACGUCAAGUUCUAAAAUUAUUUCAUCGAAAAAAACUCCUUUAUCCACAACAGACCUGGAUUCAAUGAAAAGUGGUAAAAAAACUAAGUCACCAGCUUUAUCUACUCCAAAAGUUAUUGAUCCUGAACCAGGAAGUGAAACUAAACUUUUGCUUAUGAAGAAACCUUUUUCUGGUUAUAACUUAGGGGAUAGAAGAGUUGAAGUAUUUGGAAGAGAUUCUUCAUAUUUUGCUAAGGAUGGAACUCGUGUUUCCAGUUUUUAUUCAUUGACAAUACCAAUGAAUUUAGAAUAUGCAAGCUUAAAUAUAGUUCUUGGUAACUCCUAUAAUGAAUUUUGGAUUCAUAAGGCCAUAGGGAAAGUGGAAAAUACAGAUCACAUUGAUAUCGGUGACUCAUUUAGAAUUAAUACAAAAGAUCAAGUUAUAGUUUAUAUAAAGAAACAAGUAUAUACAAUUAUCCCUUCAUUUUCUCAUUUAAUGCCGGAAGAAUCUAUACAUAAGACUAAUGUAAUUAAGUCUCCUUCAUCUCCUAUUAGUGAUGGUGAGCCGGAACAUUAUGAGCAAAAAUCGUUUUAUUCUUUAAUAAUGACAUGCCCUAAUGGACAUAUUACAGAAAGUGUCCAUGAAAAUAAUUCUUCAAACAUCUCCCAUAUUAAACAGCAUUACCUAAUCCCGUUGCCUAAUCAAGACGAAGAUAUGCGUUGCAUAAGCCUUAAUGGUGAGGUGUUGAUUUUUAAAAAAAAUAACGAAAUAGAUAUUCUGAAUCCCGAUUCGUCCUAUAUCAAAAUACUAAAAUGUGAAAAAAAACUUGUUAAUGAAGAAAAUGAUGAAAGUUUGCAUAGUAUACCUACCUCUGACAAAAUUAAGAAGAGCAAAGAUAAACCUAAUAAAACUUCUUCUAAACCUUUAAAGAAAAAUGUAGUGGAAGAUGAUAAAAUAAUUCAUGGUAAACUAGAAUAUGAACUAUUUAUUGAAGAAUUUGAAUAUAUGGAAAACAACGGAUUAAGACAAAGAUGGAUUAAAAAUAAGCAAUUAAAUAUCGAGAAAUUGCUAGUAAAAACGGCAACAGAUUUUUGCUUAGGCGAAAUAUUUUCAAAACGUAUGGAUGGAACUACUAUAUUAUUAAGCAAGUGUGGAGAACAUAUUGUUACAUUUCCUAAUAAUACAAGAAUAAUUUCAAGUUAUACGAUUGGAGCCGAAGAAAUAUUCCCAGAAUGGACAGAAGAAGAAAUUGCAUAUUUCUCAAUUAUGUCUCACUCCAAUGUAGAUAUUUCGACUCCAGAGAAUUCUAGGAGUCAAAACUAUUCAUCUGACAGUGACAAAAUUAUGCCAAAUAAGUUGCAAGAAAUUAAUAAAAAAAUUAUUCGGGAUGAUGGCUUUAUUUCAGUUCAUAUGGUUUAUACAGUCGAGCAUCCAUUGUUUACUACCGUAACUAUUAAUAAGUAUGAUGGAAAAAUAUCUAUCGAAUCUCCAAACAACAGUUGUAUUACUUUUGAUACAGCAAACAAUUACGAGUUUUCCUUAGAUAAACAAACAUCUGCUCAAUUUGAUGGACAAAAUUUAUAUAUAAAACACUGUGUUUGUUCCGAGUGUAAUUCUUACAAUAAUUGUGAAGUUCAAAUUAAAUGUGAAGAAGUCAAUAGUGUAACCAACUUACAAAAACAUUGGUUAAAAAUGACAGACACGUUUUUGAAUCAAGUGUUUGUUGAUAUGGAAGGAAAUAUAAAUGUUAUGGAAGAUAUCACAAACGAUCAGACUCUUGAAAAAAAUCUUUCUGAAGAACAUGCACAGAGCACCAAAUUAAAUGAAAAUAGAAAUGACGACAUAAAUUUUCCAAAACUUCAUAAGAAAUGUGAAGAAAUGUGGGAGGCGGAAUCAUUGAAAUUUUUUAUUCUUAGACGAGAUCUUUCAUGUUCGGAGCUGGUUCACCGUGAAAUCGUAGAACGCUGUAAAGAAAUGUGUCACAUGGAAGCGUGGUGUUCUAUCAGCAAUCACGAUACUUUUGGAGACAAUCGCACAAUUUGGUCUAUACUAACUCCCAUAUACCAUAAUGAAUCUGAGAAAUGGUUGAUGGAGUCGAAAUUAUUAAAUAAACCAAAAUAUUUAACCUAUAAGGAUUUAGAAAAUGAUAGCGGUAAAGGUUUUUAUCACUGGAUGCGUCCGUACAAAAGGUUCAAACCCAAACCGAUGAAGCCGACACCUGUCCUACCUAAAAGACAGCCUAGAGCUUUUAUAUUGCGUACUUUAGAACAACAAUGGAAAGACUCACAAAGAGAGACAUUAAAGGGUGCCAAAGAACUUAUAAAAGCUAUUCUUCGCUACCGAAAUCUUGAAGAGGCACGUAGCCAAACUAUUUUAAAUAUACCUAUAAAAGAUCGACGAUGUGAAAAUGAAAAGAAAACAGACGACUUGAUACAAACUAUUGCAGACAGAUUAUAUGAGGAUUUACGAUGUCGUUUGGUAGAUUAUGCCCAGAGCCGUGCAAAGCCAACGAUUACCACCGUAUGUUGUUCUGAAACGAUGUCGACAGAAAUAUUCAAUGAAGAGCUCAAAAAGUGUGAAGAAAGAAAAAGAAAAAUCAAAGAAGUAGAAUCUGCCGUGACGACUAGUCCUAAUCUGAAACGCUACUGGAAUCGACGCGUUGAGGAGUACAAAGAAGAGCAGUUUAAUAAAUAUCUUCUUCGGGAGGGCAGUGUUCCUCCCUAUUUCCGAAACGUGCUCGGUGGAGCGAUCUGGUGGGACAUGAAUAGAACUGCAGAUGAUGCUGUAUUGAAUGCAGAGCGACGACGCAUGAAAUGCAUGUGCGAUGAAGAGUAAUUGAUCUAGUUAUAAAGUUUUAUAUACCUAGAUUAUUUAAAU